This is a messenger RNA of Puntigrus tetrazona (Sumatra barb), 727 nucleotides long. Its product is annotated as elongation of very long chain fatty acids protein 2-like. Gene Ontology annotation, molecular function: fatty acid elongase activity. Lineage: Eukaryota; Metazoa; Chordata; Actinopteri; Cypriniformes; Cyprinidae. The record is from RefSeq and is a predicted model, not a curated record. Gene Ontology annotation, cellular component: endoplasmic reticulum membrane. Gene Ontology annotation, biological process: fatty acid elongation, monounsaturated fatty acid; very long-chain fatty acid biosynthetic process; fatty acid elongation, polyunsaturated fatty acid.
CACAUUCGUGGUUUUUAAUUCAUUCAUUCCACAGCAGAGGAGCAGGCGGUCUCGAUCGGUCUACAGUUUCCUGCUGUCCUGUAUUGUUUUGUGGAAGUAGUAGACAUGAACCACCUUGAAAAGACUGACAGGCUGUUAAAUUCUAUAGUGGACAGCCUAUUUGGAGAAAGAGAUACUCGUGUGAGAGGAUGGCUCCUGCUGGAUUCCUACACACCAACAUUCUUGCUCACCAUUACCUACCUCCUAACAAUCUACCUGGGAACAAAAUAUAUGAGAAACAGACCAGCAUACUCACUGAAAAAUGUUUUACUGCUGUACAACUUUUCUGUUACUAUGUUGUCUUUCUACAUGCUAGUUGAAUUGAUGUCAUCAGUUUGGUCUGCUGGUUAUCGUCUUCAGUGUCAGGGCCUAUAUGAAGCUGGUGAAGCAGAUAUCAGGGUAAGCAAGAUACUAUGGUGGUACUAUUUCUCCAAGCUGAUUGAAUUUCUGGACACCAUCUUCAUUGUGCUGAGGAAGAAAAAUAACCAGAUCAGUUUCCUGCAUGUAUAUCAUCAUGCCUCUAUGUUUAACAUCUGGUGGUGUGUCCUCAACUGGAUACCCUGUGGACAGAGUAAGUGAGUGGGAAGGACAAAGUUACAUCAAGGAAAUGUAACAGAUUUAAGAGACAGUAAUGAUUUGAGAAAAUAUAUCAAAAGUUUCAUAGCAGAAGCUGUAUUAGGAUUUAGAG